Molecule: messenger RNA, 816 nt
Organism: Schistocerca gregaria
Lineage: Eukaryota; Metazoa; Arthropoda; Insecta; Orthoptera; Acrididae
Product: spidroin-1-like
Exons: 1
Coding region: 1-816 (271 amino acids)
Source: RefSeq, a predicted model, not a curated record
AUGUGGGGAAGGGCUCAUGGCGGGAGGCGACGGACGGACGGACAGGCGGACGGACAGCAGGGGGCGGUGGCGGCAGCAGCUGACGGAAAGGAGGGCGUAUGGACGGACGGACAGGCGGACGGACAGCAGGGGGCGGUGGCGGCAGCAGCUGACGGAAAGGAGGGCGUAUGGACGGACGGACAGGCGGACGGACAGCAGGGGGCGGUGGCGGCAGCAGCUGACGGAAAGGAGGGCGUAUGGACGGACGGACAGGCGGACGGACAGCAGGGGGCGGUGGCGGCAGCAGCUGACGGAAAGGAGGGCGUAUGGACGGACGGACAGGCGGACGGACAGCAGGGGGCGGUGGCGGCAGCAGCUGACGGAAAGGAGGGCGUAUGGACGGACGGACAGGCGGACGGACAGCAGGGGGCGGUGGCGGCAGCAGCUGACGGAAAGGAGGGCGUAUGGACGGACGGACAGGCGGACGGACAGCAGGGGGCGGUGGCGGCAGCAGCUGACGGAAAGGAGGGCGUAUGGACGGACGGACAGGCGGACGGACAGCAGGGGGCGGUGGCGGCAGCAGCUGACGGAAAGGAGGGCGUAUGGACGGACGGACAGGCGGACGGACAGCAGGGGGCGGUGGCGGCAGCAGCUGACGGAAAGGAGGGCGUAUGGACGGACGGACAGGCGGACGGACAGCAGGGGGCGGUGGCGGCAGCAGCUGACGGAAAGGAGGGCGUAUGGACGGACGGACAGGCGGACGGACAGCAGGGGGCGGUGGCGGCAGCAGCUGACAGAAAGGAGGGCGUAUGGACGGACGGACAGACGGGCGGAUAG